AUGGCUGCCGCAAUGCCCCCCGUUCCUGCAAAGGACGAUGUUAACGCUACAUGGAAAUACCUCGAAGCCGGUGUCGACAAGAUUAUGACCAACCUGCGAGGUGGCAUGGACAUGAAGACCUACAUGGGUCUGUACACCGCUAUCCACAACUUCUGCACAGCACAAAAGGCCGUCGCCGGGUCGUCCUUCGCAGCGAACAACAACCGCGGUGGCGCUCACCUCCUCGGAGAGGACCUCUACCAGCACCUGAUCGAAUACCUCAAGGCACACUUGGCUGGCGUACAAGCGCAGUCGAAAGAGCACGUCGACGAGGCCCUCCUCACAUUCUACAUCAAAGAAUGGAACCGAUACACAACCGCCGGCCAGUACAACAACCACUUGUUCCGAUACCUGAAUCGUCACUGGGUUAAGCGCGAGAUGGACGAGGGCAAGAAGCACAUCUAUGAUAUUUACACAUUGCACCUGGUGCGCUGGAAGGAGGACAUGUUCACUGGCACACAAGAAAGCGUCAUGCGCUCCGUCCUUAAGCUCGUCGAGAAGCAGCGAAACGGCGAGACUAUAGAACAGUCACAUAUCAAGUCGGUGGUCGACUCGUUCGUGUCACUAGGCUUGGACGAGGCCGACAGCUCGAAGUCGACGCUGGACGUAUACAAGCAGUACUUCGAGAAGCCCUUCCUCGAGGCCACUGCGACCUACUACGACAACGAGUCGAAGCAGUUCUUGGCUGAGAACAGCGUGGUUGAGUACAUGAAGAAGGCCGAGGCUCGUCUCGACGAGGAAAAGGAGCGUGUGCCCCUGUACUUGCUCAACGAGAUCAUGUCACCGUUGAUGCGCACCUGCGAGCAGUCGCUGAUUACAAACCACUCACAAGCUCUGCGCGAAGAGUUCCAGAUUCUCCUCGAUCACGACAAGCAAGAAGACCUUGGUCGCAUGUACAAGCUUCUUGCUCGCAUCCCCGAGGGUCUCGACCCCCUACGCAGCCGUUUCGAGACCCAUGUUAGGAAGGCAGGCCUUCAAGCUGUUGAGAAGCUUGCGACUGAAGGCGAGAGCCUGGAGCCCAAGGUUUACGUCGAGGCGCUUCUCGAGGUGCACAAUCAGUACCAAGACCUCGUCAACAAGGCCUUCAACGGCGAGUCUGAGUUCGUGCGAUCUCUGGACAACGCGUGCAGAGAAUUCGUCAACCGCAACAAGAUCUGCAAGUCUGGCUCAAACAAGUCCCCUGAGCUUCUGGCCAAGUACACCGACAUACUGUUGAAGCGUUCUGGUGCGAAGAUGAGCGAGGAGGACGAUAUGGAGAAAUUGCUGACACAGAUCAUGACCGUGUUCAAGUACAUCGAGGACAAGGAUGUAUUCCAGAAGUUCUACUCGCGCAUGCUGGCCAAGCGUCUUGUCCAGACUACAUCCGCCUCCGACGAUGCUGAGACCAGCAUGAUCUCCAAGCUCAAGGAGGCAUGUGGUUUCGAGUACACAAAUAAGCUCCAGCGCAUGUUCCAGGACAUGCAGAUCUCCAAGGAUCUGAACGGUGCCUUCAAGGACUGGCAAUCGAACAACCUGGACGAGGCUGAUCAGAAGGCUGGCGUCGACGCCAGCUACCACAUCCUUGGCACUGGGUUCUGGCCGCUUCAACCGCCCACAACACCAUUCACAGCCCCUCAGUUGAUCGUCCAGACAUACGAGCGAUUCGCACGCUUCUACAACAAUAAGCACCAGGGUCGCAAGCUGACAUGGCUGUGGCAACUGUGCAAGGGUGAAGUCAAGGCCAACUACUGCAAGGUUGCUGGGUCCAAGGCGUCCCCCACUUUCCAGGUCUCCACCUACCAGAUGGCUAUCAUGCUUCUGUUCAACGACAGCGACAACGUCAGCUACGACGACAUCGCCGAGGCUACAAAGCUCAACAAGGAAACCCUCGACCCCAGCCUUGGUGUGUUCAUCAAGGCCAAGGUCCUGCUCGCUCAGCCUGAGGGUGCCAAGCCUGAGUCAGGCACCACGUACAAGCUGAACACUGGGUUCAAGACCAAGAAGGUCAAGAUGAACCUGAACAUUGGUAUCAAGUCUGAACAGAAGGCCGAGGCCGAAGACACGCACAAGACCAUCGAGGAGGACCGGAAGCUGCUGAUGCAGUCCGCUAUCGUCCGUAUCAUGAAGUCUCGCAAGAAGAUGAAGCACCAGCAGCUUGUCUCAGAGACCAUUCAACAGAUCAAGAACCGCUUCAUGCCCCGCGUCCCGGACAUCAAGAAGUGUAUUGAUAUCCUUCUCGAGAAGGAGUACCUCGAGCGCUUGGAAGACGACGAGCUCGGCUACCUCGCAUGA
Didymella exigua CBS 183.55 is the source of this 2310-nucleotide messenger RNA. RefSeq names its product cullin-2. The coding region runs from base 1 to 2310 and encodes 769 amino acids. Gene Ontology annotation, biological process: SCF-dependent proteasomal ubiquitin-dependent protein catabolic process; protein ubiquitination. The transcript is spliced from 3 exons. Gene Ontology annotation, molecular function: ubiquitin protein ligase binding. Lineage: Eukaryota; Fungi; Ascomycota; Dothideomycetes; Pleosporales; Didymellaceae. Gene Ontology annotation, cellular component: SCF ubiquitin ligase complex. The record is from RefSeq and is a predicted model, not a curated record.